Molecule: messenger RNA, 423 nt
Organism: Necator americanus (New World hookworm)
Lineage: Eukaryota; Metazoa; Nematoda; Chromadorea; Rhabditida; Ancylostomatidae
Exons: 1
Coding region: 1-423 (140 amino acids)
Source: RefSeq, a predicted model, not a curated record
AUGUGGAUGCAUCGGUCUUCAGCUGAAUCUGCAAAAGACGAUGUUCACGCGGAACGAAUGGGUCUCGGAUGCCCCAUUCACGCUCAACGGAACAAACAUAUCCGAAUGCAGCAGUUACGUUUAUUUGGGUCGGGAAUUGAACAUGAUGAAAGACCUGACCACCGAGCUGGGCAGAAAGAAACUAGUGGCCUGCGAAGUAUACAAGAGCAUCGAGCAUAUAGUGAGGAAGGCCAGGAACACUCGGCUCACCUCUUCAACAUCACUGUGCUUCCUGCUUUGACCUAUGCUUCGGAAACCUGGGCAUUUCGCAAGCAGGAGGAAAACGCGGUGAGCGUCAUUGAAAGCGCAAUUGAGAGAGUGAUGCUAAGAGUAUUCCGUUUCACCCAAGUGAGGGACGGGAUUCGAAGUCCUCUCCUACGUUAG